Molecule: messenger RNA, 798 nt
Organism: Trichoderma harzianum CBS 226.95
Lineage: Eukaryota; Fungi; Ascomycota; Sordariomycetes; Hypocreales; Hypocreaceae
Exons: 2
Coding region: 1-798 (265 amino acids)
Source: RefSeq, a predicted model, not a curated record
AUGUCAUACCACCAGCAAGAACUCCCGUCUACGGCGCAACGCACCUAUUUCAUCUCCUACAUCCCGCAAAAGAACCCAGAACACAGCCCCAUGAGAAGCCUCGCCGAGCUCCGCGAUAGACUACAUCUCGAAAUCGCCGCCCCCCUACCCAAAGUCCUCGUGGUCCCAAGCGUGAUCGAAACCUUUGGCGGCCCGCCCGUCCAGUUCUACGAAGAUCACCUGCAGGGCACCGCACCAACCCCGACCAGGUACAGCGCGCCGCAGAUGGCCUGCCGCUGGCGAUUUCCGCAGCUCGUGACGGACGGGUGGGAGUGUAGCGAUACGAAAAUCAGCAGCGCGCUGGGUAAACAUGUGGUGUUGUCCGCGUCGUUUUGGUGCGCAAAGGUGCCGAUGCUGUUCGUCUCGCAGCCAAUGUUUACGAGUUCGAGCCGGCCGUUUGAAGACAAGUGUUUGGAUCAGGAGAUUGCGUGGGAUUUUCCGGCGCAGUAUAGUGGUGAGAUGAAGAUUGAGGAGUAUAUCAAUUUCUGGGUGUAUCAUCGCUGGGUGGCCUUUUUGGGAGCCUUAAGACCGUCUGACUUGACGCGGGAGAUGCUUUUCGUGGUGAUGAAGGCGUUGGAGCAGAAUCUUGAGGAGGUGCGGUACUUGUCUGGACGAGGAUGGGGGAUGAGUGGUGCGAAUGUGGGGGAUUGGAAGGAGUUGCUGGAUAGAUUGAUGAGGAGGGUGGACAUUAUGGCGUCUGGAGUCUUUUCGAAGCAGGAGGUUGAAGUAUAUACGGGAGAGGCGGCGAGCGCGGGAUGA